This is a messenger RNA of Fukomys damarensis (Damara mole-rat), 3034 nucleotides long. It is a transcript of the gene Spatc1l, whose product is annotated as spermatogenesis and centriole associated 1 like. NCBI's taxonomy places the organism in Eukaryota, Metazoa, Chordata, Mammalia, Rodentia, Bathyergidae. The record is from RefSeq and is a predicted model, not a curated record. The transcript has 4 exons. Bases 1760 to 2911 code for a protein of 383 amino acids.
GUGCCUGGCAAGCACAAGGUCCCAAGUUCAAUCCCUGGUACCAGAUACAAAACAAAACAAACUUCAAACUGGAUGAAAGUAAACAUGACAUCAGAAUUUGUGGGGUUUAUUGAAGGAUGCAGUAAAUAAAUAUGAAAAGUUUAAAAUCGGCUCUAAGCUUAAAGCCAAAAUGGAAAAUACAGAGGUCAAAUACAGUAAAAAAAUAGAAAGAAACCAAACGUUGGUGCUUUGAAAAGAUUAACACAUUUAGUCUGGUCACAUUUAAAACAAAUCCAGAAUUAAGGUCUUCACAUCACUGUGGGCCCAAGGUAGUGGUCCCCCAAGCUUCUUCCUGUGCAGCUUGCUCACCUGGCUCAUCUACCUGAAAUCCAUACCUCAGCCUUGCCCUUUGCCGUGUUCCUGCUGAAGACACCCUGCUCAUGCUGCGGCUUUGCAUUCCUGUUUUAUUUCCUACCUUGACUGGAUCUACUUGUGUCUGGAGGGGUGAGAUUUGGAUGGCAGGAAGGCCCAUCUCAGCCUGCAUGAAAUGCACAUAUUCCUCAAAAGGCAGUUACCAAAACUGACAUGAAGAGCACUUCAGUGGCCUUGUAUCUUGAGAAAUUGAACUGGAAAUUUGAAGCUUCCUGAAGAAAUCUAGGCCUAGAUGGUAUCACAAUUCAGUUCUGUGAAACAGCAAACGAAUGAGUCCAGUGAUACUGUGUCAGAGCCAGUACAAUGACACGUGCCUGUAAUCAGCCCUGAGGGAGACUGAGGCACGGGAGCCGUUAGUUGCCUGAGCACCUUUGUUUCAAGGUGGGGGUUGACAGGCCUGUGGCUAAAGAAGAUGUGGGAUUUUGAAUACAGCGGGAGCUGGUAGAAGGAAAGCUUUGCUGGCUAUGGCUGGUGUUGCCCUCAGAGGAGCUGGGUGUAGGGAAAUCCUAGACUUGUGUCUGACCCCAGCCCUUGCUCCCUCUGCCCUGGAAGUGCUCCCUCAGUAGGCUCCACCUGAGUUCCCAUCGCCCUCAACUGGGUGAGAACCCUGAGGGUUCACUGAAGCUACUCCUGGAAUACAAAGGGGACUUUUCCCAUUUAGAAGACCCAGGGGUCCCAGCACUGCAGGUUUCACACGGAUGGUCUGGAGAGCUUUGUGCUCAGCUUGUGGGGUGGACACUGGUGUGCUGCCUAGAACCUGUUCAUGGGGCGGUGGCCUGAAGGUGACCUCAAUUCUCAGCCCCAUCAGGACCCCCAGACACUGGGGCUCUAGGCUGAUCUCCCUGGCACCUGAGCCCCAGUAACCCUCUGCACACCAGUUGCCAUCCAGGUUCUGGUGGGACCCGCUAGCUUGUGGCCCUGUGGAGUCGGGAGGUAAUAUGGGGUCCACUGUCUCAUGGGUCAUGUCACAGCUCAGGGUGAAGGCCAAAUCCCACUGCUGCCAAGGACUUCACACAAUGGACAGCUGAUACCAACGUGCCCAGCCAGGCUGCUCUGUCUCUCCUGGAAGGUGCUGGCAGGAUUUGGCCUUGGGGUUGUGGGAGCAGCCCCACUGCUGGGCUGCUCAAAGGGGCUCAGCACACCCCUCCUGUGUCUCGCAGCGCCCCCUAGUGUUGGUGACAUGAUCCUCUAAUCCAGUGUGGGGUGUUUUGUGUACACAGUGUUUGUGGCUCUUUCACUACAUACCUGGGGGUCCAGCCUGGCCUGGACAUCAGGUAGGAGGUGUCUGGGGGCCAGGGGAGGAGGUGAAGUGGUACUGCAUCUUUAAGGGUGGUGACAUCACAAGGCCAUGGAAGGCCGGGCGGCUGUGGAACUCUGGUCGUGGCUGUUUCUGUGGGCUGUGGGCUCUAGAUUUCCACCUCUAUGGGGCUGCAGGUCUGUCCGUGAGCAUCCAAGGGCAGCCAUGGCUGAGGGCAGUGAGCUGAUGAACAGGCUCAUGAGUGAGAAUGCAGAUCUGAAGAAACAGGUGCGCCUCCUGAAGGAGAACCAGAUGCUGAAGCGACUUCUCAGUGAGAACCGCCAGGAUGGUGGCCGUGGGGCCCGUGACCUCCUCUUCCCCAAGACACCCCCCUACCCUGAGGCCUGUUCCCCAGGGAGUGGAGGUCCAGAUUUUGGGAGGUUUGCCAGCGUCUCUGACACGUCCUCCCAGCUGCCACUGUCAUCCCUGGAGGACCUGCUGUGUUCACAUGCUCCCCUCUCCAGUGAGGAUGAGGCCUCUCUGGGCUGCAUGACCUCCUCUCAGCUGCCCUUCAAGUCCUUCCUCAGCCCCCCUGAGCUGCGUACUCGAGGUGACAGGAAGCUGUCCCCACUCCUGAGCCCCUUGCAGGACCCACUGGCAGACAAGGCACUGCUUGAGCCCAGGGAGAUGCUGCGGCCUAAGAAGGUGUGCUUCUCCGAGGGCAACCCGCCGGCUGAGGACAGGACGAGGAGGAGCUACUACCUCAAUGGUACUGCAUGCACAGAGAUCCAGAGCUUCGCAAGUGCAGAGAAGGACAGCCGCAUUGUUGGGGAGAUCGCCUUCCAGCUGGACCGGCGCAUCCUGGCCUACGUGUUUCCAUGUGUGACUCGGCUGUAUGGCUUCACCGUGUCCAACAUCCCGGAGAAGAUCAAGCAGACCUCCAUCAAGUCCCUGGAUGGCUCAGUGGAUGAGAAAAAGCUGCGUGAACUGACGCAUCGCUACCUCACGCUGACUGCACGGCUGGAGAAGCUGGGCUACAGCCGAGAGGUGCACCCGGUGUUCAGUGAGUUCCUCAUCAACACCUAUGGCAUCCUCAAGCAGCGGCCUGACCUGCGCGCCAACCCUCUGCACAGCAGCCCAGCCGCGCUGCGGAAGCUGGUCAUUGACAUUGUGCCGCCCAAGUUCCUGGGUGACUCCCUGCUGCUGCUGAACUGCCUGUGUGAGCUUGCCAAGGAGGACAGCAAGCCACUCUUCGCUUGGUGAGCAGAGGCCUCACCCUUCCUGCAAUAAACACGUUUGUUCCAAACCAGGGGGCCAGCGUGCCUCCUGUGCAUCCCUCUCGGCUGCCACGUGGUGGCGGUGGUGGGAGGGCCCCCUGCGGCCUGC